GUCAUAAUAACUUUGAUUUCAAAUCGAACAACUCAAAUAUUUUUUUCACGCUCCUAUACAAUAAAAUAUAUACAUACAAUUUAAAUUACGCGCAUUUUACCUGUUAAUCGAUAUGUGGGCAACCAAUUUGCUUGUGGUCACACUGUUGCUGGUCUGUCUGGCGGCCCUGGCAAACAGCUGUUCUUGCGGCGAGGCGGCGAAUUUGGACUGCGGCUGCACAAAACCUCACUAAAGAUCGAAUUUAACUAAAAAUAUUUCACAAAUAAUUGUAAAUAUAUAAAAUAUAACAUAUUCGUUAAGAUGACAGACGUUACGACAACCAGCGAGGGAAAUUCAAACAGCAGUGAAGCUCUAGCGGAGCAACAGCAACCGACACCAGAAUUUUUGCAGAGAAAAAUAUAUUUUCUGGUUGACCAA
Messenger RNA from Drosophila ficusphila, 417 nucleotides. Its product is annotated as gonadal protein gdl-ORF39. The record is from RefSeq and is a predicted model, not a curated record. Bases 113 to 232 code for a protein of 39 amino acids. The transcript has a single exon. NCBI's taxonomy places the organism in Eukaryota, Metazoa, Arthropoda, Insecta, Diptera, Drosophilidae.